Molecule: messenger RNA, 2289 nt
Organism: Striga hermonthica
Lineage: Eukaryota; Viridiplantae; Streptophyta; Magnoliopsida; Lamiales; Orobanchaceae
Source: the annotation of a GenBank genome assembly
AUGAUAAAAAGAUUCCAUUCUACUUUGAGAUGUUCAUAUAAUCGUGUCAGCCAUGCUUUGCAAAAUGUUGCAGAUCCUAGUUUCAAGAAUGAACAAUCGUUUAGUGUCUACAUAAGCUCCUUGUGCAAGCAGAAGCUUUUCAAAGAUGCCCUUCGGGCCUUUGACGCAUUAGAAAAGAAUGCAGAUUUCCUGAUAGAUCCAAGUACUUAUACUCAUUUGAUAUUUGCAUGCUCGUCUUUGAGAUCAAUAGAAUAUGGAAGAAAAAUUCAUAACCACAUCUCGAACUCUAAUUUUCUUCCCAAUAUCAUCCUCGAGAACCAUAUUAUCAAUAUGUACGGAAAAUGCGGUUCGACAAAAGAUGCCACGAAUGUCUUUGACAAUAUGCAGAUGAGAAAUGAGGUGAGCUGGACUGCUUUAAUCGCUGGUUACUCACAAAAUGGUCUCGACAUUGAAGCCAUAAAUUUGUAUAUCCAAAUGCAGCAGUCUGGUUUUAUCCCAGAUCAGUUUACGUUCGGGAGUGUGAUUAAAGCUUGUGCAAGUCUGGCUAAGGCUGCUUUAGGUGUUCAAUUGCACGGGCAGGUAAUUAAAUCCGAAUUUGGUUCUCACUUAAUAGCUCAAAAUGCUCUUAUUGCAAUGUAUACCAAGUUCAGUCAAAUUAAUGAGGCCCGCGAUGUGUUUUCCCACAUGAAGUCAAAUGAUUUAAUUUCAUGGAGUUCAAUGAUUGCUGGGUUUUCAAAACUUGGUUACGAAUUGGACGCUUUAUGCUGUUUCAAGGAAUUUCUGUGUCUGAGUACGUACAAACCGAACGAAUUUAUUUUUGGCAGCGUUUUCAGUGCCUGUGGCUCAGUUGGUCAGCCAGAAUGCGGAGAACAAAUACACGGGCUUACUAUUAAAUAUGGGUUCGAAAGCAAUGCUUUUGCUGGUUGCUCGCUAACUGAUAUGUAUGCAAAAUGCGGGUUGUUUAAUUCGGCCAGAAAAUCGUUUGGAUUGAUAGAAAAUCCCGAUAAAGUGUCCUGGAAUGCACUUAUUGCGGGCUUUGCAUACGGAGGUGAUGCAAAUGAAGCCCUGUCAAUUUUCUCCCAGAUGAGAAAAUUAAGGUUUGCCCCGGAUGACAUCACUGUUCGUUCUUUACUUUGUGGCUUCACAGAUCCAUUUUCCUUAUCUCAAGGGAAACAAGUUCACUCUUUUAUAAUAAAAAUCGGGUUCAGUCUGGACCUUCCCGUAUGUAAUACUUUACUCACCAUGUACGCUAAUUGCUCUGAUUUCGAAAAUGCGUAUAGAAUGUUCGACGAAAUUCAGGGCAAUGCUGAUUUAGUCUCCUGGAAUGCUAUACUUACCAUGUGUGCGCGUCAGCACGAGGUAAAUGAAGUUUUCCCGUUAUUUAAGACGAUGCUGUUAGUUCAUGGCAAGCCCGAUCGCAUUACUUUGGCCAUUGUGCUUGGGGCCUGUGGAAAAAUCGCCUCUUUAGAAACGGGGGCCCAAGUUUUCUGCUGGGUCGUGAAAACCGGGCUCGACUCGGACAUAAUGGUCGUGAAUGGGCUUCUCGAUACGUUCGUCAAGUGCGGGGCCCUCGAGAGGGCUCGGAAGCUUUUCGACUGCAUGAGGAAUCCAGAUGUUGUCUCGUGGAGCAGUUUGAUUGUCGGGUACGCGCAGUAUGGCCACGGGCAGGAAGCGCUCAAUCUUUUCCUGAGAAUGAAAAAUGGAGGCGUGAAGCCGAACCAGGUGACUUUUGUGGGUGUUCUGACGGCAUGCAGCCAUGUGGGGCUCGUGGAUGAAGGAAUGCGAUUAUUCGAGUCCAUGGAAAAAAAUCAUGGUGUGGGCCCCACAAAGGAGCACCACUCGUGCGUGAUCGAUCUGCUGGCUCGGGCGGGUCGGAUUCACGAGGCAGAAGCUUUCAUGGCUCGGAUGGGAUUCGAGCCUGAUAUUGUGAUGUGGAAAGCACUUUUGUCCGCGUGUAAGAACUUUGGAGAAAAUGAGGUUGGGAGAAGGGCGGCCGAGAAUAUCUUGACGAUGGAUCCUUCGAAUUCGGCUGCGCACGUUUUGCUCUGCGGUUUAUAUGCCUCGGCGGGCGAGUGGAAUGACGUGGCGGGUUUGAGGAGUUCGAUGAGAGAGAAAGGCGUGAGGAAAGUCCCGGGCCGGAGCUGGAUCGAGGACAAGGAUGGGAUUCACGUGUUUUCGGCCGAGGAUGGAUUGCAUCCUAAGAGGGAUAGGAUUUUUGCCAUUGUAGAGGAGUUGUGGUUGCAGAUUUUGGAUGACGAUGAUUGUGUUCUGUCCUUGGAAUUGGAAUAG